Messenger RNA from Mustela lutreola (European mink), 2996 nucleotides. RefSeq lists its product as uncharacterized. The record is from RefSeq and is a predicted model, not a curated record. The coding region runs from base 298 to 1344 and encodes 348 amino acids. The transcript has 2 exons. NCBI's taxonomy places the organism in Eukaryota, Metazoa, Chordata, Mammalia, Carnivora, Mustelidae.
ACCAAAGGGCAGGUCUGUGGCUGGUGCCCACGGGCUCCUCGUCCCCCUUGUGGCCACCAGCCCCCCCGUGGGCCUCGGUGCAGCUUCAGGGAGCUGGCGGUAGGGGAGGGCCUGGCUGACUGCGCCGGCCCUGGCAAUCCCGUGAGCCGUAAAACCAAACGUCCGGGCCGCCUGCUAAUUAAACCCUUGGCCAGCAGCGCGGGGCCUGGGGCUCUUGGCUGGGCUCCCAGUAGGUAACGCAGUGUCCUUGGUGUUGCUGCCGGGUCCCCGCUGUGUCCCGGGCCCCCCUACAGGGCCAUGCAGGUUCUCCAGCCCUCUCCUCUGCUGACUCCGGUCCACUGCCUUCCCGGGAGAGGAGAGAGCCCUCGGAAGAGCUUUGUGAACUGGGAAGGGCUUCGGCGCUGUUCCUCCCGCGGAGCUGGAGCUCUUCACCCGAGGUCGUGCCGUGGGCCCCCCGGCCCCCAGGCCUGCGGGGCGUGCUGUGGGCAGGAAGCCCCAAGGCCGGUGUGUGGCCAAUGCUGGACUUGCUCGGGGGAUGGAGAGGGGACCUGGCUUGGCUCUCUGGGCAGGUGCGGCCGGGGUGGGGGGGACACAGUUCCGGGGGCGUGUGCUGGAAGGUGCUUCACGGGGCACAGAGCAGGGGUGGGUGGCCCAUGGGACUGGGGGUGGGAAGGUGCUUGGUGUUCCCUGAGGGCCUGUGGGCCUUGCUUGGGCUGCCAGUGUGGCCGCUGCGGCCCCCAGAUCCCUAUCCCGCCCUCUGCCUUCUGCUCCUGCCCCCAGGGUGCCCACCCGCCCGCGGGGGCUCUGCCAUGUCCUGCCUUCCUGUCCGCGCCACCUGUGACUACUGACCUUGUCCCCAGAAGGUGGGGGAUGCUGGGCUUGGGCUGCUCACUCCCGUGCCCUGGGCCGACCUGCUGGUCCUCAUCUUCCAGGAAGGUGGGGAAGAUCCAAACCUGUGGUAACCUCUGGGUCAGGGUCUGGGGUCCGUGUCUAUAUCUGGGCUUGGGGAAGUGUGGCCACCCACGUGCUGUGGGGUCAGGAGGCUCUGCUGCCGGGACAGCUAUGGUGGAGGGUAACAGACAGCCCCUCUGCCACAUUUCUCCCCCCACGCCGCCCCCCUACCCACUGGCAGAAGCAGGGGUGUUCAUGGGUUUCUUCUCCAAGCCAAGUGAGGCAGAGCAAGCACACUCCCCAGACACCCAGUGGGCGGGGGAGGCCGCAAGACUUGGACCAGGAAACCGCACCCCCACUCCAGCAGCGGUCACCUGGGACUCUGACCUCCUGUCCCUGGGCCACCUGGUCUCCUCGGGGCUCUACCUGGCUGGCGGCAGAAGGCAGGCCUGAAAGGUGCCCACCCAGGUCAGGAGAGGCCAAGUCUCUUCCUGCCAGUGUCCUGGUGCCCCGGGGACAUGGGUGACCCCCCCGCACCGGCCUGCAGGCCCCGUGUGAAGGAGCCUGGCCCGCAUGUGUGAGCCCUUCUCAGUCGUCCGUCUUUGGGGUCAGUUCAGUCGUGACCACGUGGGGACACAUGAGAACAUUCUUCUGAUGGGAGAGGGGGCCUUACGGCCAGACACAGAGGUCCUUCUGCACGGGCGGAUGCUGGCAGCGACUGGGGAGCGAAACUUCCGGAACCUCUCAUACACUUUGGGGGACAGGCACUUCACCGCAGCCUCCAUGGCUGCUUGGCGCGUGCCCGGAGCCCUGGACGCUGGCUGCAGAGCCAGGAGCCUGGACCUAAGUCCUGCCUGGACCUCCACAGGAGUCCUUCGCCUCUGAGACAUUCCCCGUCCGCAUCUGGACAGGGGGACAGCCGAGCAGGCUGCCCCUGCUCCCCGGCCUGUCCCCAGCCCCUGCUAGCAGGGGGAGGGCUGUCGGCUGGGAAUAGGACCCGAGCCCCUUCCGUUCCACCGGCCGCACCGCUGCCCUGCCAGCGCUGGGAGCCAGCGGGCCACGGUUCCCCGCUCACGCCCCCACCCCGGCCCGGCAUCCAGGAGGGCUGUCUGGGCGCCACCCGCCUGCCGGGUACCAGCUCCCUGGCUGGGCCGAUGCCAGAAGAGCAGUCAGGGACGGCUCACGGGCCUUCUCUGGGCGGGCCGGGCGGGCUGCCCCUCAGACAUCCCGGGGUGCCUCCGGGAGCUGGAGACCCAAUCCCUGGGGCACGCACAGACCCCCCCUUUCUUGCUGUGUCCCCAUCUGCAUGCGUGCUGGGUGCGUGAGUGAAGGAAGGAGUGAGAGGCUCCGGGCUGCAGGGUGGGGGUCACCUGGCGUUCCUGCGCGCCCCGGCCCUCUGACCUCUGACCUCUGACCUUGCUGUCCCUGGCGCUUCGUCUCUGACCUCCUGCUUUGGGCAGAUGAGCUUCUCCGAGACGCUCUCCUGCUUAGCCCGGGUGUGAGGAGAGGACUAGGGCCACAUGCCUUGGGCUCCGCCAGCAGCAGCAGAUGGGCUCCCCUGCCCCCGGAUUUGAGUUUCUGACGCCCUUGCUGGUUGUUUGUUUAUUUUGGUAAAACACACAGAACAUGGGGCGCCUGGCUGGCUCAGUCGGUAGGACACACAACUCUUUUUUAUUGUUAAAUUGUAUUUAUUCAUUCUGGAGUAAUCCCUACACCCCACGUGGGGCUGAGCUCACGACCUCAGGGUGGAGAGUCCCCCGUUCCUGCCCCUGAGCCAGCCCGGCAGCAGGCACGUGAGUCUGGAUCUCGGGGUUGUAAGUUCAGGCCCCAUGUCGUGUGUAGAGAGCACAUAAAAUGAAAAAAAAAAAAAAAAAAGAUACAAAGCAUAAAAUUGAUCAUCUUAACCAUUUUUUAAAAAAUUUUAUUUUUUUGAGAGUGAGAGCGCGAGCUGGGGUGGGGCAGAGGGGGAAGCAGGCUCCCCAAGGAGCAGGGAGGCCAGUGCGGGCUCCAGCCCAGGACCCCAGGAUCAUGACCUGAGCCGAAGGCAGACCCUUCCCUGACCGACUGCCCAGGCGCCCCCGUCUUCCCCAUGUUGAAGCGCGCGG